AAAGAAAUAAACCGAAGCGUCGGGUGAGAAUAAAGAAAUAAACCGAAGCGUCGGGUGAGAAUAAAGAAAGAAACCGAAGCGUCGGGUGAGAAUAAAGAAAUAAACCAAAAUAGUGAGAAAGAAUGAAGUGAUGCUGGGCCUGAUUCCUUUCUAUUCCAGACUGUAGAUUCAGGCAGCCAAUCAGUGCCAUUCGGGUCAGGUGAUUACACAGAGUGACACGCCCCCUAGAUUUGAUCAUCAGGGCUGAUAUUUUUCACACACAUCUGUAACAUCAGCAGUGACUGUGAAAUAUAGUCACGGGUCUAAAGAACGUGAUAGAUGUGGAUUAUUUACUAUAAAAGUGGGCUGAUCACACACUGUCCAAUCACAGUACAAAUGACACAGAAGGGCAGAUGACAGAGGUAGUGUUUUGUGAUUGGAAGUAAAACGUUGCAGCGUUACUGUUUACUGCGUUUGGUAUUUGGAGAAAUCAAGGCAUGAAGCCUGCACAGUAUGACUUUUUGGAAAAAAAAAAGUGCUAUCAUUUCAUUAUUUCGACAAAAAAUGCGGCUGCUUUUUAAAAAAUUUCCGAUGCUACUUGUGGCGUUUUUUUUUCUUCUUUUUUUCUUUUUUUCUUUUUUUCUUUUUUUGCUGAAAAGUAUUCAAAAUGGCGAAAUGGCAAUCGCACGAAAUAGUUCCGCCGUGAUGUUUGUUGGUAAAUGAGACCUCCUAGCUGUACUCAUGUUCGACCCACGUGAAUCGAAGAGGGCUUCAGCUGACGUCACGUGACGCGUCUCGGCCCAGAUCUAACAUCUACGGUAAUUGGCUCCCUGCAAAACCUCAAGCAACAUAAAGGAAAACAGCACAGGGCAAAACAUCCAGAAACAUGCAUUAUAAUGAUGUUCCUCAAAUAAAUUCACUAUCAUCACAGCAACCUAAAAACAAUUCAUAAUAAAAGUAAUCAUUUCAAAAUACUCCGCAGUUCCCAGAAUAGAAAGUCCCAGUUCCUAUUUCUACACCUACAUCGUUUAAACAAUAUCAUUAACUGAGCGUGCAAGACACCUGAGCUGAGUCUGAGGAACAGUAUUUACUAACAGAAAGCCGGAGUUGUUGUGAACUGAACGCACACAAAGCUACAGUAUUUGUGAGCCUGAGGCAGUGACUCGAAGAUGCAGAGAAGCUUUCGCACGCGAGUGUAAAUGUCUGCACUCUACCGGCAAGCCACGUUGACCCUAAUAUCAUGGGGUGGUUCUGUACUUCCAGCCCAGUGUGUUUCGCUGCAUCCUGCUAAGAUGGGUGCGCAUGCUCGGCUUCGCCACCGUGUAUGGAACCAUCACGCUCAAAUUAUACAGGGUUCUGAAGGUGUUCCUGUCUCGCACGGCUCAGCGGAUCCCAUACAUGACCAGCUGGAAGGUUCUGUGCUUCUUGUGCAUCAUUCUCCUGAUUGUGCUCUGGUUCCUGGUGGCGUGGACUCUGGCCGUGUGCCAGAACCCAGACUGGCACGUGGCGCUGAUCACCAUGGGCUUCACCCAAGAGGGUCUGCAGUUCAGUAUGUGUCUGCUGGACCGCUGGGAUUACAUGAUGGCAGUGGCUGAGUUCCUGUUCCUCCUGUGGAGUGUGUAUCUGUGUUAUGCCGUGAGGACAGUGCCUUCAGCCUUCCACGAGCCACGCUACAUGACCAUCGCAGUGCACAACGAGCUCAUCAUCUCCGCUAUAUUCCACGUGAUUAGAUUUACUUUUGCAUCCGAGCUGCACCCUGAUUGGAUGCUUAUGCUGUUCUUCACUCACACUCAUUUGACAGUGACAGUUACACUGGGGCUCUUACUCGUUCCAAAGUUUCUGUUUGCGGGGACACACCUGAGGGAUGACAUAGCGACCGAGGCCUAUGAGGAUGAGCUGGACAUGGGACGGUCAGGGUCAUACCUGAACAGCAGCAUCACAUCUGCAUGGAGUGAACACAGUCUAGACCCAGAGGACAUACGGGAGGAGCUAAAAAAGUUAUACUCCCAGUUGGAGAUCUACAAACGGAAGAAGAUGUUGGCCAACAACCCUCACCUGCAAAAGAAACGCAGCUCCAAAAAAGGCCUAGGACGCUCCCUCAUGAGACGCAUCACUGAGAUCCCAGAAAGUAUGGGUCGCCAGCAUAGCCGCGAGGACAAGGAGCUGGGCGAGCAUGGUAGUAACCGUAACAGCAUCUGUGUCCUGAGGAAGAAUCCCUUUGAGCCAUCACAUUCUGCAAAACCUGCCAAGGAGGAGUCCCUGAAGAACAAGGUCUUCUCCCUGAAGAAGUCACACAGCAGCUACGAUCAUGUGCGAGACCAGAGCGAGGACUCUAGCAGCUCAGCAACUGAUAAGAUUGAAGUAACAACCACAGAGGGAUCUCUUCUUGAAACAUUGAUGGGUAAGAAGCUGGUGAAGAAAAAGUCCUCAGAAAAGAUUGACGUUGCCAGCGAGUCAACUGAGUCGGUUCCUUUGGUGUGUAAAUCAGCCAGCGCUCACAAUCUGACGGCUGACAAGAAACCUCUUCACCCAAGGACAUCCAUGUUGCAGAAGUCACUCAGUGUCAUUGCCAGUGCCAAAGAGAGGACCCUGGGUCUAACGGGAAAGACCCAGUCUGUAGAGGAUCCCAAUAAAAAUGUACAACAAAAGAACAAAGAAGCUAAAAGCCCUGUUGAAAAUGAAGAGGGCUAUACCAAGAUGAUCAUCAGCCAGUCAGUAGAAUACAAGCAGACAGCUGGCAAAGCUGGAAUAAUGAAACAUCAGGUUAGUGAAAGCCAACUGUCCAUCUGCUCUGAGACAGCGAAAGGCAAAGACGUUUACAAUAUUUCUGAGGUGUGUCCUUGGGAAUUAGAGGAUUUGCCCACUCCCUCAGAGAACAGGGUACAAAAGCAUGUGUCCAUUGCUGCUGAAGAGUCCACCACAAUCCACUCCAACAGCACCAAGGCAGCCAAACAGCAGAAACAGAAAGGCACGGAUCAUUCACCUUCAUCGAACCGACGACACAACCAGAAGCCCAUGGACAGAACUGAUAUCUGUUCUUGGGAGGACAGUAGUAAAGAAAGCCAAGGUCAAGCAGACAGGCCAAAAGCAAAUUUCUCCAGUCAACCUGCCCAGUCUCAAAUACUACAGACUACAGACAGAAUCAAAUCACAAAAAGUGGAUGUAUGUCCAUGGGACUUUGAUGAAUUGCCAAAAAAAUCUAUAGACUCAACCUACUCCAUUGAUCAGGGCAGAACCAAAACUACAUCUGCAGAGGUCAAAACCAAAUCAAGUACAGCGGUCAUGGACGUCAAAGGCAAGGGCGCUAUCCUAACUGAGGGAAACGCAAAAGAUAUUCUUCCUGAGGCCUCAAGAUCUUCAGGAAUCUCUCUGCAGACUUCUUCGAAGGCAGACGUCUGUCCGUGGGAGUACGAAUCAACAAGCCCCACCUUGGAAAAGAUUCCCAGUCCCUCUCAGGUUUCUAAAAUGAAAGAGACUGCUGCUACUAAGAAGGGUACAGCCCCUAUGAGAACAUUCCAGAAAGAAAAAGACAAGACAAAGGGUACGGAAGACGAGAAAGCCAGAACAAAGUCAAAAGACAAGCCUCCUUCAGGUAAACCAACAGAGAGACCGCUCAGCCAACCCAAACAGGCUGAGAUUUGUCCUUGGGAUGUGGACAGUACUCAUGACACGGCUGCGGUGGAAAAACAGAAAAGUCCAAACACGGCAAUAGGGAAAACCAAGCAAGCUGCUAUAUGUCCAUGGGAUUUCGAAGAUCCAGCAACGACUAAAGAAGUGACCAGAAACACUGGUUCCUCUAUAGUGAAACAGAAAAGUCCAAAUUCGAAAGGAGCUCCUGGCGGUGCCAAAAUGGCAGAUGUAUGCCCUUGGGACUUUGAUGACCAAACGUCAACGAAAAAAGCGUGACAUUUGAUCAAUACGGACGACUGAAAACGUAGUUCCCAUCGUACAUGCAUUGCCAUCUUCUAAAACCCUGGAAUACGAACUCUAGAUAUCAUUUAUGGUGACUUCUGGGAAUAAAAUUAAGUCGCACAAGCUGCCUUUCUUUACAAUAUUUUUUUUUUUUUCCUUUGUGCUUUUUGAAAAAAAAAGGAAGAAACUAAAACAAAACAAAACAAAACAAAAAAAAUGCAACAAAAUCAUCAAGCAUUCCAGGUUCUUACAAAAAGUACUCUUUAAUCACACAAACAGUAGUAUGAGAAUUAUGCAACUCUUUAUGUGCAAUGUAGAACAACCUGCCUUUCCUCAUCACAUAUAUCCUUAUUUAUUAAUCUGAAUUUUCUUAAUCCCAUUAUAGCUGCAUCUGUAGCAUGGUCAUUUCGACUAUGUCAAUCAUAUGGGAUUGUACAAUUAAUUACACGU
Molecule: messenger RNA, 4341 nt
Organism: Ictalurus furcatus (blue catfish)
Lineage: Eukaryota; Metazoa; Chordata; Actinopteri; Siluriformes; Ictaluridae
Gene: gpr158a
Product: G protein-coupled receptor 158a
Exons: 7
Coding region: 1282-3885 (867 amino acids)
Biological process (GO): G protein-coupled receptor signaling pathway
Cellular component (GO): membrane
Molecular function (GO): G protein-coupled receptor activity
Source: RefSeq, a predicted model, not a curated record